AGAAAUAUUGCUGAGGUGCUGCUGAAAGGGCCAGAGAUGCAAGGAUUUGGGACCCAUUUUGAACCUUUAAGCUGUCUGACAUUGACCUCCUUUCAUAAUUAAUAAAGAAGAAGCAGGAGCUUAGGAUAUAUUAACACCAACUCAUUAAUAUACUAACCGGACUCUGUUCUGCAAAUAAUUCUACAUUGUUCAGAACUGGAUUGGGACAAAAUAAUUUCAUAUUUUACUCAGUUUAUAAUAUGAUUCGAUGGAGGAAAAUUUGAUAAGCAUGAGGGAAGACCAUUCUUUUCAUGUUCGUUACAGAAUGGAAGCUUCUUGCCUAGAACUGGCCUUGGAAGGAGAACGUCUAUGUAAAUCAGGAGAUUGCCGUGCAGGCGUGUCAUUCUUUGAAGCUGCAGUUCAAGUUGGAACUGAAGAUCUAAAAACACUUAGUGCUAUUUACAGUCAGCUGGGCAAUGCUUAUUUCUAUUUGCAUGAUUAUGCCAAAGCAUUAGAAUACCAUCAUCAUGAUUUAACUCUUGCAAGGACUAUUGGAGACCAGUUGGGAGAAGCCAAAGCUAGUGGUAAUUUGGGAAAUACCUUAAAAGUUCUUGGGAAUUUUGAUGAAGCUAUUGUUUGUUGUCAGCGACACUUAGAUAUUUCCAGAGAGCUCAAUGACAAGGUGGGAGAAGCAAGAGCACUUUACAAUCUUGGAAAUGUGUAUCACGCCAAAGGGAAAAGCUUUGGCUACCCUGGUCCUCAGGACACCGGAGAAUUUCCAGAGGAAGUAAGAGACGCUCUGCAGGCAGCCGUUGAUUAUUAUGAGGAAAACCUAUCACUAGUGACUGUUUUGGGUGACCGAGCAGCCCAAGGACGUGCCUUUGGAAAUCUUGGAAACACACAUUACCUCCUAGGCAACUUCAGGGAUGCAGUAAUAGCUCACGAGCAGCGUCUCCUUAUUGCAAAAGAAUUUGGAGAUAAAGCAGCUGAAAGAAGAGCAUAUAGCAACCUUGGAAAUGCAUAUAUAUUUCUUGGUGAAUUUGAAACUGCCUCUGAAUACUACAAGAAGACACUACUUUUGGCUCGACAGCUCAAAGACAGAGCUGUAGAGGCACAGUCUUGUUACAGUCUUGGAAACACAUACACUUUACUUCAAGACUAUGAAAAGGCCAUUGAUUAUCAUCUGAAGCACCUAGCAAUUGCUCAAGAGCUAAAUGAUAGAAUUGGUGAAGGAAGAGCCUGCUGGAGCUUAGGAAAUGCGUACACAGCACUAGGAAAUCAUGAUCAAGCAAUGCAUUUUGCUGAAAAGCACUUGGAAAUUUCAAGAGAGGUUGGGGAUAGAAGUGGUGAACUAACAGCACGCUUGAAUCUCUCUGAUCUUCAAAUGGUUCUUGGUCUGAGCUACAGCACAAAUAAUUCCAUGAUGUCUGAAAAUAUUGAAAUUGAUAACAGUUUACAUGGUGCACGCCCCAAGUUGGGACGCCGACAUAGUAUGGAAAACAUGGAACUUAUGAAGUUAACACCAGAAAAGGUACAGAACUGGAACAGUGAAAUUCUUGCUAAACAAAAACCUCUUAUUGCCAAACCUUCUGCAAAACUACUCUUUGUUAACAGACUGAAGGGGAAAAAAUAUAAGACUAAUUCUUCGACAAAAGUUCUUCAAGAUGCCAGUAAUUCCAUCGACCACCGAAUCCCAAAUUCUCAGAGGAAAAUCAGUGCAGAUACUAUUGGCGACGAGGGGUUCUUUGAUUUAUUAAGCCGAUUUCAAAGCAAUAGGAUGGACGACCAGAGAUGUUGCCUACAGGAAAAGAACUGCCGGACAGCGUCAGCAGCAGCUUCUUCCACUCCCCACAAAAUGAUGCUAAAAACACCAUCUGUUUCUGUGGUGUCCCCCAACACAGAUGAAUUUUUGGAUCUUCUUGCUAGCUCACAGAGCCGCCGUCUGGAUGACCAGAGAGCCAGUUUCAAUAAUUUGCCAGGGCUUCACCUGACACAAAACAAUAAAAAGUCCAUACUGGGCCACCUGAUGACCAGUGACAAUAAAGAGCCUGAGGAAGACUUCUUUGACAUCCUUGUAAAAUGUCAAGGGUCCAGAUUAGACGAUCAACGAUGUGCUCCACCACCUGCUGCCACAAAGGGACCGACAGUACCAGAUGAGGACUUUUUUAGCCUUAUUUUACGAUCUCAGGCAAAAAGAAUGGAUGAACAGAGGGUUCUUUUACAAAGAGAUCAAAACAGAGACACCGAAUUUGGACUAAAGGACCUUUUACAAAACAAUGCUUUGUUGGAAUUGAAAACUUCAGAACAAAAGUCAGCAAACCACUAGUUACUAUGCAUAUUUUAAAAGGCAAUCUUACUUCCUUUUAGAACGCUGCAGGAAAAUUUAAUCUAUUACUUCUUUGUUCCAUAAAAGGAGAAUUUAUAGCACUGUAACAGCUUGAAAUGUUUUUAGAAUGAUGUAAAUAUUUUAACCUUUAAUAGUGUAGAAUUAGUGAGCUAACAUUCCUCUGGACACACCUUUGUUUAGGGUCGAAGUGUCUUGUAAGGUGCUGCAUCAGCCUUUGUAAUUAUUGCCUGGGACUGUGUUCUUUGGCAACUCAUUAGAUUCAUUUACCUAGCAUCUGUAAACUAGAAAAUUAAAUGAAUCCUAGACUAGAAUUUAAUUCUUAAAAAAGUCUUUAAUAAUAAUUGACAAUGUUUUUUUAACUUAACCAUGGAUAUAAUAGGAAAUUAUGCUGUUAGUAAAAAAUAAUGCACUUGACCAAUGUAAAAAAGUCUUAUAAAAAAAAAUUUUUUUUUCCU
Molecule: messenger RNA, 2781 nt
Organism: Orycteropus afer afer
Lineage: Eukaryota; Metazoa; Chordata; Mammalia; Tubulidentata; Orycteropodidae
Gene: GPSM2
Product: G protein signaling modulator 2
Molecular function (GO): protein binding; GTPase regulator activity
Source: RefSeq, a predicted model, not a curated record